Molecule: messenger RNA, 2873 nt
Organism: Acanthosepion pharaonis
Lineage: Eukaryota; Metazoa; Mollusca; Cephalopoda; Sepiida; Sepiidae
Source: the annotation of a GenBank genome assembly
UUCAUAGUUUGUCUCUCUCUUUGCCUUACGUUCAUAGUUUGUCUCUCCCUUUGUCUUAUGUUCAUAGUUUGUCUCUCUCCCAUUGUCUUAUGUUCGUAGUUUCUCCCUUUCUCUCAUUGUCUUACGUUCAUAGUUUGUUUCUCUCAUUGUUUUACGUUCAUAGUUUGUCUCCCUUUCUCUCAUUGUCUUACGUUAAUAGUUUGUCUCUCUCCCUUUGUCUUAUGUUCAUAGUUUGUUUCUCUCCCUUUGUCUCUCUCCCUUUGUCUUAUGUUCAUAGUUUGUUUCUCCCCCUUUGUCUUAUGUUCAUAGUUUGUCUCUCUCCCUUUUUUGUCUCUCUCCCAUUGUCUUAUAUUUCCUGUUUAUCUCUCUCCAUUGUCUUAUAUUUCGUAAUUUUUUCUCGUUUUCUCUCUUUGACUUUCGUUCAUGGUUGUCUCUCUCUCUUUGUCUCUUACGUUCUGGUUUGUCUCUCUCUUUGUCUUACGUUCAUGUUUGUCUCUCUCCAUUGUCUUAUGUUCAUAGUUUGUCUCUCUCCCUUUGUCUCUCUCCCAUUGUCUUAUGUUCAUAGUUUGUCUCUCUCCCAUUGUCUUAUGUUCAUAGUUUGUCUCUCUCCCUUUUUUAUCUCUCUCCCAUUGUCUUAUGUUCAUAGUUUAUCUCUCUCCCAUUGUCUUAUGUUCAUAGUUUGUCUCUCCCCCUUUGUCUUAUGUUCAUGGUUGUCUCUCUCCUUUGUCUUAUGUUCUUGGUUUGUCUCUCUCCCUUUGUUUUAUGUUCAUAGUUUGUCUCUCUCCCUUUGUCUUAUGUUCAUAGUUUAUCUCUCUCCCAUUGUCUUAUGUUCUUUGUCUCUCUCUUUGUCUUACGUUCAUAGUUUGUCUCUCUCCCAUUGUCUUAUGUUCAUAGUUUGUCUCUCUCCCUUUGUCUCUCUCCCAUUGUCUUAUGUUCAUAGUUUGUCUCUCUCCCUUUGUCUUAUGUUCAUAGUUUGUCUCUCUUCCAUUUUUGUCUCUCUCCCAUUGUCUUAUGUUCAUAGUUUGUCUCUCUCCCAUUGUCUUAUGUUCAUAGUUUGUCUCUCUCCCAUUUUUAUCUCUCUCCCAUUGUCUUAUGUUCAUAGUUUAUCUCUCUCCCAUUGUCGUAUGUUCAUAGCUUGUUUCUCUCAGUCUUACUUUCAUUGUCUGUCUCUCUCUUUGUCUGGCAUUCAUAAUUUAUCUUUCUCUAUAUCAUGGUUUGUCUCUCUUUGUCUUAGGGACAUGCAUUGUCUUUUUCUUACGUUCAUAGGUAGUUUUCUGUUUGAAGUUUGUAGUGUCUAUCUUAAGUUUGUUGAAACUUUCGUUCGGUUUUCACUUCGUUCUUUGUUUCUCUCUUCCUUAGCGUCGUUCUUCGUUAACUUCUUUCUAUCUCACAUGAUUUGUUCUUUUCCUUCCCGCUUAGCUUCGUUGUUUCUUUCAGUCUUUGCAUCAAUGUUUCUUUCAGUCUUUGCAUCAAUGUUUCUUUCAGUCUUUGCAUCAAUGUUUCUGUUUCAUUCUUUCCUUAAGCUCUUUUCGGGGUUUUUUUUACUUCCUUUUUCAAUGUUUUGUCCUUUUUUUCUUCCUUUUCCAGGCUUUUGUCCUUUUUUUCUUCCUUUUCCAGGCUUUUGUCCUUUUUUUCUUCCUUUUCCAGGCUUUUGUCUUUUUUUCUUCCUUUUCCAGGCUCUUAUCUUUUUUUUUCCUCCUUUUCCAGGCUUUUGUCUUUUUUUCUUCCUUUUCCAGGCUUUUGUCUUUUUUUUUUCUUCCUUUUCCAGGCUCUUGUCUUUUUUUUUCUUCCUUUUCCAGGCUCUUGUCUUUUUUUUUCUUCCUUUUCCAGGCUCUUGUCUUUUUUCUUCCUUUUCCAGGCUCUUGUCUUUUUUUUCUUCCCUUUUCAGGCUCUUGUCUUUUUUUUCUUCCUUUUCAGGCUUUUGUCUUUUUUUUCUUCCUUUCCAGGCUCUUUUCUUUUUUUUCUUCCUUUUCCAGGCUCUUGUCUUUUUUUUUUUCUUCCUUUUCCAGGCUCUUGUCUUUUUUUUUUUCUUCCUUUUCCAGGCUUUUGUCUUUUUUUUUCUUUUAUUUUCCAGGCUCUUGUCUUUUUUUUUCUUCCCUUUCCAGGCACUUGUCUACCUUUUCCUGUCUGUUUACGUUUUCGUCGUUUUUUUUUUCUUCUCUUUAGUUUCUAUUCUUUUUCCUACGUUUGUGUUUCUUUUCUCUCUUGACGACUUUUGUUUCUUUUCUCUCCUGACGACUUUUGUUUCUUUUCUCUCCUGGCGUCUUUUGUUUCUUUUCUCUCCUGGCGUCUUUUGUUUCUUUUCUCUCCUGGCGUCUUUGGUUUCUUUUCUCUCCUGGCGUCUUUGGUUUCUUUUCUCUCCUGUCGUCUGUUGUUUCUUUUCUCUCCUGGCGUCUUUGGUUUCUUUUUCUCUUGACGAGUUUUGUUUCUUUCUUUUGUUUCUUUUCUCUCCUGGCGUCUUUUGUUUUUUUUCCCUCCUGACGUCUUUUGUUUUUUUCUCCUGGCGUCUUUGGUUUUUUUUCUCUCCUGGCGUCUUUGGUUUCUUUUCUCUCCCUGGCGUCUUUGGUUUUUUUUCUCUCCUGGCGUCUUUGGUUUCUUUUCUCUCCUGUCGUCUGUUGUUUCUUUUCUCUCCUGGCGUCUUUGGUUUCUUUUCUCUCUUGACGAGUUUUGUUUCUUUUCUCUCCUGGCGUCUUUUGUUUCUUUUCCCUCCUGACGUCUUUGGUUUCUUUUCUCUCCUGGCGUCUUUUGUUUCUUUUCUCUCCUGGCGACUUUUGUUUCUUUUCUCUCUUGACGACUUUGGUUCCUUUUCUCUCCUGGCGUCUUUGGUUUCUUUUCUCUCCUGGCGUCUUUUGGCGUCUUUUCUCUCUUGGUGA